Messenger RNA from Cariama cristata (Red-legged seriema), 4072 nucleotides. It is a transcript of the gene PRAG1, whose product is annotated as tyrosine-protein kinase SgK223. Gene Ontology annotation, biological process: protein phosphorylation. The transcript has 5 exons. Lineage: Eukaryota; Metazoa; Chordata; Aves; Cariamiformes; Cariamidae. Gene Ontology annotation, molecular function: protein kinase activity; ATP binding. The record is from RefSeq and is a predicted model, not a curated record. The coding region runs from base 72 to 3773 and encodes 1233 amino acids.
UGCAAAAUGAGCAGCGGAGGACAGUGGAGAAGACGCAGAGGGCUCUCGGUCUGACCCACGAGGAUUUGAAGAUGUCUGCGUGCAGUGACUUUGUGGAACACGUUUGGAAGCCCGGCUCCUGCAAAAACUGCUUCAACCCAAAGAGUUCCCAUCGGCUGCGAACACCCCCAGACGCGGGAGCUUGCGGCGUGCUCCCGAAUGGCGUUAGGACCAAGCCUGAGAGCCCCGCGUUGGAAGACGAAGGUGUAAAUACCUCUCCCUUCUCAAAGCCAACAAUUGCUGUGAAGCCAACGAUGAUAAACUCGGAUGUUUCUGACACGUGGGCGGAUGUGAAUGUGAAUGCAGAUCUGUCACAGGUCAGCUGGGGCAUGGUUUCUGGCAAACAACUCCUUCUGAAAUCAGGAGAUGCGCAGCGGAUCUGCCUUGACAAUUUUGGCAACGGCGGUGUGAGAAAGCCCUUCCUUCACAACCCACCCAGCGACUGCUUGUCUUGCUGUCCUCCUAGCUACUCCAUGGUGGGCCCGCGCAGCCUGGAGAGUCGAGUGGAGAGAAACGUCUCCGUCCACAGCCUGGUGCUUGUGGGUGAGGUGGGCAAGCAGGAGGACCAAGCCAAAGACAAGUUUGCCCUGCCGCAUCGGGGCCCCUGCCCUAAUCUGUCCGCCCUGGGGGAGAGAAGCACCACGAACUCCAGCAGAAACCCUUCAUCCCAAGCCAGAGAAGGAGCAGCGCUCCCCUUGGAAGGCGACUGCGGUCCCCUCUCCUCCGGCUUUGAAAGCGAAGGGGGCGAGUACUGUUCGAUCACAGACUGCCGCAGAGAGUGCCCUGUCUCAUGGGAGCCGCAUUGUGCGGAGGGGAAGGGGGCUCGGUGCGAGAAGGAGAGCCCCGCUCCCUGCGGAUGGAGGCAGCGGGAUGCUCCCAAGAUUCCCAGGCCAAGUGGCAGAGCGGUCAAGUUCGGCGAAGAGGAGCGCAGAGCUGUGAACGUGGCCUUCUGCAUCACGAAAGACCAGGGUGAUCCUCUCCCCUAUGCCCUGUGUUCAGAGAAGAAGCAGCUGGCUCUCCACGCCGAGCCUGCCACCCUCCCCGAGAGCACGGGGAGCAGCAAGGCGGCUGCCCUUGCUUUGUCCCGGGAGGACGAGGACUCGCCUCUCUCUGGAGAGCCCUCUGUCACCAGAGACCCCCGGCCUGAGGGUUCCAGCACCCCUCAGCAGGCUCUGGUAGAGCCGCAGUGCCCUCGCCUCGCCGGGCCCACCCGCGGUGAUCCCAUCUACGCCGAGAGCACCAAGAGGAAGAAGGUGCAGCUGAAGGCUGUCGGCGGACAGGCAAAAGCGGAGAAGCUGACCCGCGGCACUGGCAAGGAGCAAGCUGAUGGGACGUGGAGGGAUGGCGGCUGGGCUUUGGGUGGGGAGAAGGAAUACCAGGACUCCACCGGGCAGGUGGCAGCCAAGAUAACUAUAAUGGCAGCACACACCGAGGAUGAUCACAAAACAAUAUUCCUCAGCAGCCCUGACUCCGCGGUGGGAGUUCAGUGGCCAUGUAUCAGCCCGACUUCCCACCCCGACUUUGGGACUUCAUCACCUGCCAUUGAGCCUGGAGAGAUUUUUCAAGCAUCUGGAAAUGAAAACAGCCCAAGAUUUCAUCUGGCAGCUCCUCCCAAAACCUCAGUUACUGAGAGUCCAGCCAUUCCCCCAAAGAUGUCCAAAACCAGCCAGCCGGGCAGCGAGGGGAACCGUGUGCCCCCAGUAAGCUCCCAAGUGGCAAGGUUUGGUGAUGACAACAGCCGUGACGGAGCUGGUGUUCAGCUGCCGCCGAGGAGCUAUACUGACACCGGUGACUUUGGGGCGUCCCCUUCUCCGUGCACUCAUGUCAAUGGGGUCUCUGUGGAGGAGUCCAGCAGGGGCCUGGCAGGCUCGUCCUAUGACAGGAGGCAGAAGUACUACACCCCAACGUGGUCCAAGCAGUGCCGGAUAGAGGAGGAGGAGGAGGAGGAGCAGGAGGAGGAGGAGCAGGAGCUCUUAACCCACCCAUGGGUAGUGGGAGCUGAGAAUGGGAGAGCUGGUGCCGACCUUGUGGACGAUGGCCCGAUGCUGGAGAGACAGACUGGGAUCAGCAAAUCAUCAUCUUUCUCCUUUGAUUUCCCUAAAGACAAGAGUAAUGGUGUGGAGUUUGCACCACCGCCGCCACCGCCGCCGAAAAAGCAGUCCAGGCACGCUCUGAAAAUGAACUCGAAUAACGCGGAGUUGGAGAGGGUCAGCAACAGCUCUGCCGAGAGCCUCAGCCCACCUUUCAGGAGCGUCCACGUCAGCUUCACGGCUGGUUCCACCGACAGCCUCGACUCGGACACGCAGACCGGCAGUGAUGGCAGCUCGGCCGCUGGUAAGAGCACAGGGGCGUGCGUCCCCAGCAGAAACCUCCAGUCCCUUUCCUCCUCGCAGCUCAGUGUGUCCAGCCAGGUGUCAUCAGGCUCCAGCCUCCAGCUCCACAACCUCCUGAGCAACAUGGACAGCAAGGAGGGGGUGUACGCCAAGCUGGGGGCCCUCUACGCCGAGUCCUUGCGCCGCCUCGUUGCCAAAUGCGAGGACUGCUUCAUGCGGGAGCAGAAGAACGAGCUGCGCUUCAGCGAGAACAACUGGUCGCUCUUCAAGCUGGCGUGCAACAAGCCCUGCUGCGAUUCGGGGGACGCAAUAUAUUACUGUGCUACCUGCUCCAAGGACCCUUCCACCACCUACGCUGUGAAGAUUUGUAAAACCCAGGAGUCCAAGGUGGCUGCUUCAUACUGCAGCCCUGCAGUGCCGGUCCACUUCAACAUCCAGCAGGACUGCGGGCAUUUUGUGGCCUCUGUCCCCUCCAGCAUGCUGCUGGCCUCAGACGUGGGGAGAAGCAUGCCUGGGGAUGGCCUCCAUCCCUCCCGCACUGCCAGCGAGCACGACUGUGUGGUGGUCAUUACCCGGGAGGUGCCGAGCCAGACCACCGCCGACUUUGUGAGAGACUCGGUGAUGUUGCACCAAGCCAAGCCCGAGCUGUACGAACGUCGCGUUUGCUUCCUGCUCCUCCAGCUCUGCAACGGCCUGGAACAUCUCAAAGAGCACGGCAUCAUCCAUCGUGACCUGUGCCUGGAGAACCUCCUGCUUGUCCCCUGCAAGCCCCCCUUGAGCUGUGUGAAAGCCAAAGAUGACAAACACUUACCCCGCCUCAUCAUCAGCAAUUUUUUGAAAGCCAAACAGAAGCCAGGAACUGGAGACUCCAAACUGAAGAAGAGUCAGGCCCGGCUGGCCCCGGAGAUUGUGUCGGCUUCUCAGUACAAGAAAUUUGACGAGUUUCAGACUGGUAUUCUCAUCUACGAGCUGCUGCACCAGCCCAACCCUUUCGAGGAGAAGGUGCACCUCAGGGAGCAGGAGUACAGCCCUGAGGACCUCCCUGCCCUGCCCAGCCUGUCCAUCUACUCCCGGGGGCUCCAGCAGCUGGCCCACCUGCUACUGGAAGCGGAUCCCAUCAAGCGCGUGCGGAUCACCGAGGCCAAGCAGAUGCUGCAGUGUCUGCUCUGGGGACCCCGAAAAGACCUCACGGAGCAGCCCCUCAGCCACGAGGAAGCCCUCCGCCGGGUCCUUCAGAACUGGGUGGACAUGAAGCGCGCCCUGCUCAUGAUGAAGUUCGCAGAGAGGGCUGUGGACGCGGAGCGGAGCGUCGAACUGGAGGACUGGCUGUGCUGCCAGUACUUGGCGUCUGCUGAGCCGGCCUCCCUCUCGCACACGUUAAAACUGCUGCAGCUGCUCUGACCUCGGCUGUGCCUCGGAGGCAGCUGAGGGCUCCCGGGUGCCUUGCAGCUGAAGGUGCGCAGCCCCUUUGUACACGAGAGGUUUGAAUCUCAGCUGCGAACGCGCGUUCAGCUCCCGCCCCGCGCUCCGAUCAGAGGGCACAAGACAUGUUUCGUACCCUCGGCACUGUUAAUUUGCAAGCAGGCAAAACCGGGAACCUACCCCUAUUUGGGGGGAUUUUUUUAUUAUAUUAUUUUUUUUUUUUUGGUAUGGUAAGUCUGUGGACUAAUAAACCCCUGCCUGCGUGCGUGCAUGUUUCU